AUGAGAGCCAACGACUUGCUUGAAAUAGAAGAAAGAAUUUCAAGUCUUUUAGCUAAGGAGGAAAAGAAGAAGGGAGAGCGCGUUGCCAUGCUAAAACAGAUCCAAGAGAGCAUUGACAAAAGGCGAAAGCUAUGCCAAGAGCUCGAGCAAGAGAAACAAAAGCGAAUAGAUAAUCUAAACAAACAAAAGGAAGCACUCGAAAAAGCAAAACAAAUAGCGCAAAAUAAAGAGAAUGAAGAAAGCGCAGAAAGAAGGGAAAGAAUCUGGAAGGAAUACGUGCAGGCAAUUGAGAAUAUAAACAAAGUAGAGCUUGUUCUCUCAAAGGACAUGGCAGGCACAGUCAAAAAGAUAGUUUCAAUGGGGCACGAAGCAAAGGCAUCUGGAUUUGACAGUCUGGCGCACGCAGUAACACAGCAUCUUAUGCAAGAAAUAAGAAGGUUUAUUGUUGAGUGCAAGAAGGCAUCAAGCACUCUUAGAGUAGACAGACUGAUUGGUCUUGUAAAAGGACUGAAUAGGUCGAUUGCUUUAUGCGAGAGCAAAGCAGGUAAAAUAGAAAAUAGAAGAGAUGUCUAUCUAGAUGGAUUCUUUGCAGAUUUAGAGGAAAACUUCUCAAACCACUUCUUCAGCCAGUUUGAGACAAAUAGACUGGACAAGCCAGAGUGGUACCUGGAGUACCUUAUAGGCAGCUUGGCAGAGCACGAGACAAUAUUUUUGGUUCUAUCACAGAUUGAUGAGCUGGAGAUGGAAAAUGAAGAAUCAGAGGUCAUAAGAGAGAAGGUGUACUUCCAUGGGCUAAUUGACAGAAUCUUCAGUAAAAUCAUCACAAAGAAGCUGAAGGAGUGCAUUUACAGCAAGUCCAAGCAGCAGAAGGAGCUAAUUAUGCACCACUCGCAAGAACUCUCCGUAUUUGAGAGAGAAUUGCAGACGCGUUAUAGAUACAAAAGAGCAGAAAAACUUCAGCAGAAAGAAGUCUCAUACAUAGAAGACUUGUUCAUUGGGCUGGCAGAAGAAGAACUACAAGGCAUUAUGAAGAAAGACUAUACUGAAUGGAGUGAACUGUUUAUGUACCUGAUUAAGACAAUAUUUAAGCAGUCUGCCACACUCUAUUCCGUCCUACCAGAUGCUCAUGCUGUUCUUCUUGAGGCUGCAAUCAAGAAAUAUCUGGAGGGUUUGGCUGCAUUUCUGAAUUCUUUCUUGUAUCAAAACACUGAAGAACAAGAUAUUCUAGUGCAUUUCAUAGAGGAAAUAGCACAUUUAGAAGAGGAACUGAUCGACAUUGAGACGGAGUUUGGUAUCUUAAUAGGGGAGGUAACCAUUCUAAAGGUGCCAUAUUUAGGAGUGUUUAAGAAGGACAUGCUAGAUAUCUUAGAAAGAGUUCUAGAAGAAAAAAUAGAAACAGCACUGCACCCGCUUGCUAGCUACAGGUACAUGGAAGAGCAAGAAGAAGCAAAAGCCAUAACUGAAAUAGAGGAAAUUGUCGAGUAUGAACUCUCUCGUAUAGAAACGCAAGGACUUGGUGAUUGGAUGCGAGGCACAAUUGGCGCACAGAUGGACAGAUAUAUUUCUGAAAAUGUACUGUCUGCCUCUAUUGAAGAGGAGUCUGAUAUUGCCAAAUUCAAAGAAAUACUUAAACGCCUAAUAGAAAUACUUAAACAAAAUGGCAUAGAAAAUUCACUGCCCCAGUGCGAGACCAAAUGCCAAGAAAUGCUUGCCAAGUUGCAUUAA
This is a messenger RNA of Nematocida ausubeli, 1725 nucleotides long. RefSeq lists its product as uncharacterized. Gene Ontology annotation, cellular component: Dsl1/NZR complex. NCBI's taxonomy places the organism in Eukaryota, Fungi, Microsporidia. The transcript has a single exon. Gene Ontology annotation, biological process: endoplasmic reticulum to Golgi vesicle-mediated transport; retrograde vesicle-mediated transport, Golgi to endoplasmic reticulum. The record is from RefSeq and is a predicted model, not a curated record. Bases 1 to 1725 code for a protein of 574 amino acids.